Suillus plorans is the source of this 555-nucleotide messenger RNA. RefSeq lists its product as uncharacterized. The annotation marks the transcript as partial. Lineage: Eukaryota; Fungi; Basidiomycota; Agaricomycetes; Boletales; Suillaceae. The record is from RefSeq and is a predicted model, not a curated record. The transcript is spliced from 3 exons.
CACCAAUUUUCAAGCUCGACAUUCUAUCCAGAUAUGCGAGUCGCUGAAUCAGAAGAUGUGAUUCUACAGCCUUUGUCAGUCUCAAUAUGGUUUUCAGGUGCAGUACCUCGUCACAUCGCUCGUUCGAAUAUUCCCAUUGAAAUCACCGUGGCUCUGAAGGACGAAUUUAAAUCAUUCACGGUACCGGUAAUCGAGAUAGCGUCUCAAAAGCCUCAUCUCUUGAAUAAUACUUUGGCAAUGCAACUGACCUUAAUGCAUUCGAAGUUCAUAAACUUCCGUCAAUCUCCCUCUGUGCCUGAUGAUGACAUGUCGUUUUCCUUCCUCCCACUGCCACCGACAUUCGAUCAUGCCGAUUCGGACCACUGGGCAGAACUCUUGGGCAACAUUCAAACAUGGCUCGUGAAAUCUGCGGAUCCGACAAUGCCUGAAUGGACUUGGGGUCGGGAAGCAUUCUGGUAUGCAUUCAUCGCUACCCAUCCUGACUUCCCAAGCGGGAAGUGGUCUUUCUGGGAUCCCAGCAUUCCCCUCGAGGGCCAAUUUAUUGAGGAGUGGGUG